Messenger RNA from Octodon degus (degu), 798 nucleotides. RefSeq names its product olfactory receptor 2L3-like. NCBI's taxonomy places the organism in Eukaryota, Metazoa, Chordata, Mammalia, Rodentia, Octodontidae. The transcript has a single exon. Gene Ontology annotation, cellular component: membrane. Bases 31 to 798 code for a protein of 255 amino acids. Gene Ontology annotation, biological process: G protein-coupled receptor signaling pathway. Gene Ontology annotation, molecular function: G protein-coupled receptor activity; olfactory receptor activity. The record is from RefSeq and is a predicted model, not a curated record.
AUCCUCCUGGACGCCCACCUCCACACACCCAUGUACCUCCUGCUCAGCCAGCUCUCCCUCAUGGACCUCAUUUACGUCUGCACCACUGUGCCCAAGAUGGCGUCCGGGUUUCUAUCUGGGAACAAGUCCAUCUCCUUCAUUGGCUGUGGAUUCCAGAGUUUCUUCUUCGUGACUUUAGCAGGUUCAGAAGGACUCAUCCUGAUGUCCAUGGCCUAUGACCGCUACGUGGCCAUCUGCCUUCCUUUGCACUAUCCCACCCUCAUGAGCAGGAGAGUGUGUGUGCUGAUGAUCCUGGCAUCUUGGUCGAUGGGUGCUGUCAACUCCUGUGCCCACACAGUCUAUGCCCUUCAUAUCCCUUACUGCAGGUCCAGGGCCAUCAAUCACUUCUUUUGCCAUGUCCCGGCCAUGCUGACUCUGGCCUGUAGGGACACUAGGGUCUAUGAGUACACGGUGUUCAUUAGCACCAUCCUGUUCCUUGUGUUUCCUUUCCUAGGUAUUCUGUUGUCCUACGGUCGGGUCCUUCUUGCUGUCUACCGCAUGCGCUCCCAGGAGGGAAGGAAGAAGGCCUACUCCACCUGCAGCACCCACCUCACCGUGGUGACUUUCUACUAUGCCCCGUUUGCCUACACUUACCUCCGCCCUAAGUCCCUUCAAUCUCCAGCAGAGAACAAGGUCCUGGCUGUCUUCUACAUCUUCCUCACCCCAAUGCUGAACCCUGUGAUCUACAGCCUGCGGAACAAGGAGGUGCUGGGGGCCCUGGGAAGAGUGAGGGGGAGAAUCUGCUGUAAGAAAAUAUAG